AUGGCUGCAGCAAUCACCAAGCUGCCGCCUGUGCGGCGUAGUCCCACGACCCUCCAAUACCUCGAAUACAAGCACAAAGUCAAGUUAGACAAGCCCUACUUCAAACCCCGGUUCACCUUCAAGUCCGAGGAUAGAAAACAUACACUUUUACGACCAGAGUUUCGCUUUACUGAUCCAUUGAUGCCGCCAUAUCCAUACGGCAAGAAUGCUGCGUUUCGAGAAGCGAAUUUUGGACUGUAUGGAGGCGCAACGCUACAAUCGGGAAACAAAAUUUCCAAAGGCCGGAAUAAGGGCAAGACAUUGCGAAAAUGGUUUCCCAACGUCAGAAUCGAAAAUUUCAAGAGCGAUGCACUAGACACAGAACUCAGAAUUCCGGUAACCGCCCGAGUGGUGCGAACGAUACGCAAAUGUGGUGGUAUUGAUGAGUAUGUCAUGGGGACGAAACCAGCGCGGGUAAAAGAACUGGGGAUGCUAGGCUGGAAGCUCAGAUGGCUCGUAAUGACCUCUCCCAAAAUGCUCGCGAGAUUCGAUAAGGAGAGAGCCGAACUGGGUCUGCCACAGUCGACAUCCCUGAGAGCAGCCUUCGAAGACGUAUGGAAUGACAGUGACCAGAGAGCGAAACUGCUUCAGCAGCAAGAGCUGGCCUGGUCAGACUUGCGCCAGGCUGCCAGCAGAUUCGAAGAGCACGUGCGGAAGCAUUGGAUCGAGAAUGGCGAAGAGGUUGAUUACGAGAUCCCGGAAAUGCAUACACUACGGAGAAGGAGUCCUACUUCUUAUAUUCUACCAGAACAGCUGGAAGGGAAUCUCAGCAACGACGUCGAAAAAUUGACAUUAGAGGAGCCGACAGCCCAGACCAACUGA
Messenger RNA from Exophiala spinifera, 861 nucleotides. RefSeq lists its product as uncharacterized. Gene Ontology annotation, molecular function: structural constituent of ribosome. The record is from RefSeq and is a predicted model, not a curated record. Gene Ontology annotation, cellular component: mitochondrial large ribosomal subunit. Bases 1 to 861 code for a protein of 286 amino acids. The transcript has a single exon. NCBI's taxonomy places the organism in Eukaryota, Fungi, Ascomycota, Eurotiomycetes, Chaetothyriales, Herpotrichiellaceae.